Molecule: messenger RNA, 636 nt
Organism: Coccomyxa subellipsoidea C-169
Lineage: Eukaryota; Viridiplantae; Chlorophyta; Trebouxiophyceae; Coccomyxaceae
Exons: 2
Source: RefSeq, a predicted model, not a curated record
AUAUGCCCAAGUGAGAAAUAAGUUUCAGAAGUUCAGGAGUCAGGUUACUUGAUUGUUCCAAGUGGCCAGCGCCUGUUCACUCCAGAUCACAAUUGGAGCUCUUCAUAUUUUGAGAAGUGGUAGAUAUGUGUAAUCGGUACAAAUCAGCAUAUUGAAAGUGAUGCUAUGAAGGUUGUAGUGCUCGUGAAUUCAGAUCAAUGAAUGGAAAUUUCCUCGGGAGGUUAAACUCAUACGCACUGCUGGCGGAUCCUUCACGAACUACCCCAGCCCUUGCCUGGCCGGAUGUGCAUCAAAACGUCAUUAUGGAGGACAAAAAUUGUGUCAUCUCGGACGACCCCUUCCCGAUCGCAGUCCUCAGGCUGCUGCACAAUAUUGCACAGGAAAAUGCUCAGACAAAGAAGGCCUGUCAUCGCUGGGGCAGCGAGGAGGGACAGGGGAUGGGGGCGCGGCGAUGGGGCUAGCAAUAAUAAACCACCACCAGGUCCUCCUGGAGUGGAUCCAGCUUCAGAAGAAGAAGACUGGGACGAUUGGGGGGACUGGGGAGAUCCAAAGGUGCUGUCAGAUUGGGUGGAUGAGGCUCAAGCAGCCCGCCGCAAUGGCAAAUCGCGCAGCCAGUCCUCCAGAAGGAGAGGCAGG